GGAAGCUCCCUGAAUGAAAAUAAAUCGAAGUUUUUUCCAAUUGCUUGUACUUCUACUACGGGAGCAUGAUGCAUAAAAUACUCCUACUCGUAUUAUCAAUAACAGCCAGUGCCUUACUACUAUGGCAAAAUUACGACCUUUUAAAGAAAGAGAAACGGAUAUUAAUGCACGAUAGGGUUACCCAUUUCCUUGGUUCCUCAUCAUCAACAACAAGAGUUGGAAACAAUGACAAUGUGGACGGUCUAACAGCUUCCAAUCCAAGCAAAAAAUAUGGCUAUUUUUUGCAAAUCACAGAUAUUCAUAUGGACGAUCAUUACACAACAGGUGCGACCUUAGAAUCUGGCUGUCACACUCUACCCAAAAAACACUCCAGACAUCAUAAACUAUGCAACGCCAUGGGCGAACCCGGCAAGCGGAUGGACGCACCUCCUAUCGUUGUUGAGCAUACUCUAGACUGGAUUCGUCGUCACUGGAAGGAUAAAUUGGAUUUUGUCAUCUGGACAGGCGAUAACUCUCGGCAUGAUUGGGAUGCUCAGCUUCCUCGUCAAAAGCACAAAGUCCUCGCACUCAAUCGGAUAGUGACCAAUCUAAUGGCCCAACUUUUUGACGAUAAGGAUGCAACAAAUACCAGUAUUCCGGUUGUUCCUGUCAUUGGGAAUAAUGAUGUCCAACCCCAUAAUGGUAUCGAGAAAAACGAUGACAUACUACGCUCUUUUGAGAAGAUGUGGAGUAGAUGGAUACCGGGGGAUCAACGACAGGAUUUCUUACAGGGAGGUUAUUUCGCAGUCGACGUCAUACCGGAGAAACUGCGCGUGUUGGCAAUGAACACCAUGUUUUUUAUAAAGAAGAAUCCAGCUGCAAGGACGUGUAGUAAAAAGCAUUCUGUUGGAUACAUGCACAUGCGUUGGUACAAACGGCAGUUGGCCAAAGCACGUCAAGACCAAAUGAAGGUGUAUGUCAUUGGGCAUGUCCCCCCUUCAACACGUGAUUUUUUUAAAAACUGUAUGCGUGAUUAUUUGGCAAUUACUUCAGAAUAUUCAGACGUGGUAAUGGGACAUUUUUAUGGACAUUUGAAUAUGGAUCAUUUUUUAUUGUACGAUAAACGGCAACAGGAAGAAGAAAUGGACUAUUUCAACGAUGACGAAGGAGAAGAAAAUGAGGAUGGUGAUGCAGCUUCAGAUAUUUCGAUUAUAAAAGAGUCAAACGUACCCGCAGAUGAUAGUUUGACUCUUCAACGGAGUCCCAAGCAUUAUGUAAAAUGGUUAAAGGCAAUGUAUAAAAAAGUAGUUGAUUAUGAAGAAGAGCAUCCUUUUGAUGAGCAACAUCGCAGAAAGAAUGUAUAUGAGUCUGAUAUGAAAACACAAAGGCUUUUCUCUGCGAAAACGACAAAGAAUUUAACAUUGAACAAUAACAAUCCCAUUACCUUAAUUUAUGUGGCACCAUCCGUCUUUCCUAUUUAUAUGCCCUCGCUGCGUAUUUAUCGUUAUGAAAUUGACCACACUACUAACAAUGGAGCAAAUUAUGGUCGCUUAUUAGGCUAUACACAGUUUGUUGCUAAUAUCACACGCUAUAAUCAACAGGGAAGCCACAAAUAUCCCGUGAUCCCUCUGGAAUUCGACUUGGAAUACGAUACGAAAGAUUUAUACAGUAUGAAAGAACUUUCGACAAAGACUUAUUUGGAGCUAGCAAAGAACUUUACACAACAAGAAGAUAAGACGUUGUGGGAUGUAUACUGUAAUAACAUUUUCUUGCAGACUAAAACCCAUGUUUGCUGAUCGUUGAAAUUAAUUUAUGUAACCUAUAUAUAUAACCAUGAUAAAAAUAUGGCUAUUAUACCCUUGAGCAUCAAUGUAAUAAAACGGUCUGAGUUCUAUUUUUAAUAUACUCCCC
Messenger RNA from Mycotypha africana, 1890 nucleotides. RefSeq names its product Metallo-dependent phosphatase-like protein. Gene Ontology annotation, biological process: polyphosphate catabolic process. The transcript has 3 exons. Gene Ontology annotation, molecular function: exopolyphosphatase activity; endopolyphosphatase activity. The coding region runs from base 66 to 1775 and encodes 569 amino acids. The record is from RefSeq and is a predicted model, not a curated record. Gene Ontology annotation, cellular component: fungal-type vacuole. Lineage: Eukaryota; Fungi; Mucoromycota; Mucoromycetes; Mucorales; Mycotyphaceae.